Messenger RNA from Rhinichthys klamathensis goyatoka, 598 nucleotides. It is a transcript of the gene mrps16, whose product is annotated as mitochondrial ribosomal protein S16. Gene Ontology annotation, biological process: mitochondrial translation. Bases 180 to 569 code for a protein of 129 amino acids. The record is from RefSeq and is a predicted model, not a curated record. The transcript has 4 exons. NCBI's taxonomy places the organism in Eukaryota, Metazoa, Chordata, Actinopteri, Cypriniformes, Leuciscidae. Gene Ontology annotation, molecular function: structural constituent of ribosome. Gene Ontology annotation, cellular component: ribosome; mitochondrial small ribosomal subunit.
UCAAGAAACACUUCCGGUCCGCAAGAAAACAUGUCGGCGCCCUUGCGAAUGUCAUGUUGUUGACUGUCUUUAUAUUGUAUGUGUUCAAGCGCUACCACAAACACGUUAAGCUUAUAUUUUUAUAAUAUUACAGACGUUUCUGCAUGCAGUUACCGGAUUUAUAAGGGAAUCUGUCAAUCAUGGUCCAUUUGUCAUCUUUCCUGCUCAAGAAAUAUCACGGUGGGCAUGUGGUCAUCAGGCUGGCAUUAGGAGGCGCCACUAACAGACCUUUCUACCGCAUUGUGUCUGCUUAUAAUAAACGGGCGAGAGACGGUAAAUAUAUCGAGCAGCUGGGCUCAUAUGACCCUCUCCCGAACAUUCAUAAUGAAAAACUUGUCGCCUUCAAUUACGAAAGGAUCAAGUACUGGAUUGGAUGCGGCGCUCAUACAACACCACCAGUGGCCAAACUUCUAGGAUUGGCUGGAUUUUUCCCACUGCAUCCAAUGACAAUAACGGAAGCAGAGCGGAGACAGAAAGCCACUUCGACGGAAGUUGUUCAAACAGACAGUCAAGACCAAGUGGAGCAGUAAAACCAAAAUAAAGUGCUAAUGAUUGUUUU